Molecule: messenger RNA, 1101 nt
Organism: Acomys russatus (golden spiny mouse)
Lineage: Eukaryota; Metazoa; Chordata; Mammalia; Rodentia; Muridae
Gene: Ngrn
Product: neugrin, neurite outgrowth associated
Exons: 3
Coding region: 39-920 (293 amino acids)
Cellular component (GO): nucleus
Source: RefSeq, a predicted model, not a curated record
UUCCUGUCGCGCGCUGUAGAGCACUGUCUCGCGUUCCAAUGGCGCUUUCCCUGAGUCUCUUGUUGCCUCGUGUUCGCGCUGCUGCCGCUCGCUGUGGGUUCGCGACCCAGGGCGUGGCGGGCCCGGGCUCCGUCAACCGCGAGCCGGACCCCGAUUCCGACUGGGAGCCGGAGGAGCGGGAGCUCCAGGAGGUGGAGAGCGCUCUGAAACGACAGAAAAAAGCAAUGCGAUUCCAGAAAAUUCGAAGGCAAAUGGAGGCUCCAGGUGCGCCACCCAGGACAUUGACAUGGGAAGCUAUAGAGCAGAUCCGGUAUUUACAUGAGGAAGUUGCAGAGUCCUGGUCAGUUCCCAGGUUGGCAGAAGGCUUUAAUGUCAGCACGGAUGUUAUCAGAAGGGUUUUAAAAAGUAAGUUUGUUCCCACAUUAGAGCAGAAACUAAAGCAAGAUCAAAAGGUGCUGAAAAAAGCUGGGUUUACCCGAGUGGUUGGGCAGCUGCCCGUUUCUGAAGACAGCUUGAAGCUACUCAGCGAAGGUCGCUCUGUAUCCGGCCCUCUGCUCAUGCCAGGGGAUGCAGUCUCCUCUAAAAGCCAGGGUCACAGCACGGCUUUGAAAGUGGGGAGGUCGAACAUUCCCAGUUCGGAUGCACAGAGGAGACAGGAAGAAAAGAAUAAACGAAUCCAAGGCUGGGAAGAAAGCUUGGUGUCCACCGCUACAGCCUUGGGUCAUCAGAGAGAGCUUCAGAAAGACACCACCAGUGAUUCUGGGGCCACCAGGAGAGCGGACAGUGACAGACGGCCAAGUGUUGAGACGCUAGAAGAGUUGAAGGCUGGGGAGCCAGGUGACCAGAACUUCAGCAGCAAAGUAGUACAGAGGGGACGUGAGUUCUUUGACAGCAAUGGAAACUUCCUCUACAGAAUUUGAGCCUGGGCUUGGCUUUCAGAGAUGCCUUGACACAGCUGGGCAAGUAGAUUUGAAGCUGCCAGCAUUUCUGCACACGAUGGGCCACUUUGGAAUAAGAACUGAUGAGGCGAGGAUGUGGGUUGAGAAGUCCCAGCAGACUCCUGUGCAUCUCCCCAUUCAGCCUUGUUGCUUGGUCUCUGUU